Triticum turgidum subsp. durum (durum wheat) is the source of this 264-nucleotide messenger RNA. NCBI's taxonomy places the organism in Eukaryota, Viridiplantae, Streptophyta, Magnoliopsida, Poales, Poaceae. The record is from the annotation of a GenBank genome assembly.
AUGCCGCUGCCUCGUACCCUCCUCAUCCUCCUCGCCGUCAGCCGGUCGGGGAGGCAGGGGGGCGGGUGCGAGAUGACCUAUGGCUUCUUGCCGUGCAUGGAGACGGCGAGGGGCAACCUCUUCCUCACAAUGUCCUAUGUCUUCCUCAUGUUCAAGUCCCCCAUCGAACUGCUGCUCGAGAUCCUCGGCCCGGGGAUCGUCGGCGGCCUCUUCCUCCCCAUCCUCGGCGCGCUGCCGGACGCCUUGCUAAUCCUCGGUAACUAG